AUGUGCGGGAUGCAGCGCUGGAGCGCAGGGCCUGCACCGGCGGGCGCGGCGAGCUCCAAAACCAUUUAUCAGACGGAUAAAUAAGCGAUCACGACGCGCUCCGGAACACUAGCACGCAUUCGCCCUGCGUCCUGCUUUAUGGUGGAGCAGGGGGGAAAGAGAGAGAGUCACUGGAGGAUGAAAGUUUGUCUGCGGCCGAGCAUAACGGCAACCGUACGGGACGCGCUACACAAGCAUCUAUCAUCUAUCUCCAUCCCUCUUUCUCCUAUCGCCCUCCCUCCCUCCUUUCCUACAGCGGCCCCGACUGCACCCACCGCCUGCGCUUCGGCAACACGUCGGACGCCCCCUGUCGCUGCGCUCGGACGGGCAGAGCCGCAGAAAGUACGUGUUUGCUGCCUCCGUCGCGGAACUUCAGAAACACGUGGGUGGACGGGACUCCGGAAUAAGACGCUUCAGAUGGAGAAGAUCAAAUCUCGAAUGAGGAGUGAAUUUGAAGCUCUGGAAUCAGAAGAAAAGCACCUGAGAGAGUAUAAACAGGAAAUGGAUCUUCUGCUGCAGGAGAAAAUGGCUCAUGUAGAGGAGCUGCGUCUCAUACAUGCUGAUAUUAAUGUGAUGGAAAACACUAUCAAACAGUCCGAGAGUGACUUAAACAAACUGCUGGAGACGACCAGACGUCUCCAUGAUGAAUACAAACCUCUGAAAGAACACGUGGACGCCCUGAGAAUGACCCUUGGCAUGCAGAGACUCCCUGACCUCAGCCAGGAAGAGGAGAAACUCUCACUGGACUACUUUGAAAAGCAAAAGGCAGAGUGGCAGACAGAACCCCAGGAGCCUCCUAUCCCAGAAUCCCUAGCCGCGGCUGCAGCUGCAGCCCAGCAGCUUCAGGCUGCACGGAAACAGGACGCCAGGCAGACAGCAACAUUCCGCCAACAGCCUCCACCUAUGAAGGCAUGUUUGUCUUGCCACCAGCAGAUCCAUCGGAAUGCCCCGAUCUGUCCUCUCUGCAAAGCCAAAAGUCGCUCACGCAACCCUAAAAAACCCAAGAGAAAACCUGAUGAGUAGCGCGCACACACACACACACACACAGCUAAAACCCCACACCACACCAAUAAAACCCCAAUAAAAGCCUGAGGAAUAACACAAACAAAACCUCAAAACUCAAGAAAAAAAAUGUAACACACUUACGCUCUCUUGCAUCCACAAUUCCAAACACACAUUUAUACUCUGACAGGGAUAUCAGUUAACAAACACACACCCUAACUCACAUGUCAGCACAUUUACACAUACACACAUUGUCCUGAAGGAAUGGACCAUCUCCAGUCUGAUCAAUUGACCUCUAAUAGUGAUACUCCUCCUGUAGUUAAUACUCUUCCUGCUUCAAUGAACGUGAGGUCUCAAUCAGUAGCUCUUUGUCAUCUCUUCAUUAAAUGGCUGUUGAAAAGUUUUAUAUUAGAUUGUCUUUUCAUUUUUAUAUGUGCUACCUUGGUAUUGUGUUUGUACUGUGUCUGUAUUUAGUCUGUAGUGGAAAUGGAUGCUGGUUUACAAAUUUGAAAGUGUACCCUUCUGUUUGUGCUUUAGAUGAAACUAAAUUCUCUGAAAUGGAUUUAGUCAAUAGAGCAGUUUAUAUGAUACUCAGUUAAUGCUUAAACUGAUCUUUUAAUAAUAUUUUUGUAUUAAUAAUGUUAUGAUUUUCCUUUUUUAUGACUCUUUUUAAUGUUUUUCCUCAUGAUUAAAGUGUAAAUGUUUUUUCUUGUAUUGUGUAACUAUGCCCUGUUCCAGACUUACAACAUGCCCAUUCAAUUGCAAAAUUCUGGAACACAAGUUGAAGGGGAGUUCUAGAGCUUAAGUUUUGGUUGAAUCAUCUUUCUUUUUGUGUGAUGGUGCUGUUUACUUUGUGUUGCAUAGAAGAAAGUUCUGGAAUUUGACCGAAGGAGCAUUAAGAGCUUUUAAGAUUCUUUAGUAUUGAAUCACUUGUGUUCAUUUCUCAUCUUUUCUGAGAUUCAGUUUUUAAUCAUUAAAAUCAGUGAAGCUAAUCAAAUCUGGAACUCUUGUCAUGCUGAAUUCUUCAUACAAUACUUUUAGUUAUGCUAUGUCAUCUGAUUGAUUUAAUCUCUUUAUCUUUUUCUCUCCCUGACUCUAUCUGUUGACUUGAUAUUCAUCUGGAAUUUGACCUUUCGCCCAUGACCCGAACAAUGCAAUAAUCAUUCCGCUCUUGCUAAUCUCUUUACCAGCGUGUGCUUCUUCAUUCUUUUUACACUGCACUCUCAAUCCUGAAGGGGGCGAUAUUUGCACUUAUUUUUCAUCUUCUUGAGUAUCUGUGCAUCAUACUGUGGAAUGAGUCUGUUCUUCAAGGCUGCAUGUCACAAAACAUAUCUGAAUUUAGUAAUCUUUAAACAGGGUACAUAAUUUGAAUUUAAAGUACAAGUAAAAUAUAUAAUUCAUAAAAUGCAUACAUUUUAAACAAUAUUGAUAAAUGGCAAAGCAACUACAAAAUAAAUAUUUAACUAUUAAACAGUUCGUGGAAGGAAAUGUAACUAGGAAGAGUGUUUUUGGUCAUUUAACUUUUGCUUUUAGAGCAACCCAUGACUGGAAUUAUUAAUUUAAUGAGUGGGCAUUAAAUUAAGAAUUAAAUCACUAAAUAAAUAAAUGCCCCUUGUAUUUAACUGUAGCACUAGUUUGCAUCCCUUUUCCUUUCGCCAUUAUCUUUGGGUUAAUUUUUCUCUGUAGCACAAGCAAUGUGUCUUUUCAUUUCCAAUGUAAUGGCAAUCAACACAUCACUCAACAAAAGUGGGCAUCAAAGUACGUCCUCUUCCAUAAUGACCUUCUCUCUAUUUUCUGCAUGGGUUCAAAUUAACUCACUGUCAACAUUUUGGCUGGCAACUUCAUCUGCAAGAGUUAAAAAUAAAUCUCUUACUGUACCAAGCUCAGGUCGUGCUUAAAUGAAAAAUCAAUCCAACGAUAAUGCUGAAAUGAAAAUGGACAAACGCUUGCGCUAAAAUGAAACACAACGGACAUUUAUUGAUUUAUUUAGUGAUUCGAUGAGUCAUUAUUUUCAGUGUAUGUAGUAUGCAUUUAAUUGUUUAUUUAAUUAUUUAAUUGUGAAUAAUUAUGGCCCUCCAUAUAUGCUUUGGCAUUGAUUGAGCUAAUGAUAUACUUAGCAAAGUUUUUCAUGUAAAUAAAUCUAAUUGAGUGUGACCUGGAUAUUUGCUUGAUAAGCUUUUUGAGAUUCACACAGAAAGUCUACAAUCGCUGAAGCUGCGUUUUUGCCUGGGUGCAUCAUUACUUGCGUAUUAUGUGCAUUCUUGUCCCUUGUUAUAUU
Molecule: messenger RNA, 3319 nt
Organism: Myxocyprinus asiaticus (Chinese sucker)
Lineage: Eukaryota; Metazoa; Chordata; Actinopteri; Cypriniformes; Catostomidae
Product: zinc finger C4H2 domain-containing protein-like
Exons: 5
Coding region: 139-1062 (307 amino acids)
Biological process (GO): positive regulation of neuron differentiation
Cellular component (GO): nucleus
Source: RefSeq, a predicted model, not a curated record